AUGGGGCCGAAGGAAGCCCAAGAGAAGCUCAGCUUCAACCUGGUUUGCCGCUACUACGCGACCCCUGAUGAGACUCAACAAUGCCUCGUCUCGUUCAAGAAGUAUCUGGAUCUCGAGAAGCAUCAAAGAAGACUUUCAGCAUGGAAACUUCUCGCCACAGGUUUCCGUACAAACGGGCCAAACAUGUCAGAGAAGGCGGUACGGAUUGUUAUGUUUGAAGUAAGCCACUUCCUCGAGCUGCUUACGUUGGAAGAUCACUAA
Colletotrichum spaethianum is the source of this 261-nucleotide messenger RNA. RefSeq lists its product as uncharacterized. The record is from RefSeq and is a predicted model, not a curated record. NCBI's taxonomy places the organism in Eukaryota, Fungi, Ascomycota, Sordariomycetes, Glomerellales, Glomerellaceae. The transcript has a single exon. The coding region runs from base 1 to 261 and encodes 86 amino acids.